UAUCACAAAUCGAUAUAGCCGACAAAGCCUCACAAACAAAUGGAAUCCAACAAGCAAUAUGAUCUGAUCGUCCUGGGGCCCACGGGCUAUACAGGACGCUUCUGUGCUGACCACAUCGUCAAGAACUUUCCCACCAACCUGAAGUGGGCUCUGGCUGGUCGUUCUCUCAGCAAAUUGGAGAAUAUCGCCCGAGAGUUGAAGAAUGUGAACCCGGAUCGUGCCGAGCCAGACCUCCUCGCCGUGCAACUCAACCGUGAGGAGUUGCACCCGUUGGUCCAAAAGACGCGAGUUAUCAUUAACUGCGUGGGUCCCUACUGUUUAUACUCUACGCCCGUGAUUGAAGCUUGCGCCAGCAACGGAACUCACUACGUCGAUGCUACCGGAGAGACACACUGGGUCAAGGAGAUCAUCGACGAAUAUCAUGAAACUGCCAAAGCGAACGGUGCUGUUAUCAUCCCUUGCGUUGGCAUCGAAAGCGCACCUCCAGACUUGCUCGCCUGGGCUACAGUGAAGCGAGUCCGCGAAGAUCUAUCCUGCCACACCAGAUCAAUCACCGGUGACAUCCACGAUAUCAAAUCCUCCGGAGCAAGCGGCGGCACUCUCUCCACUGUUCUAACUUUCUUUGAGAAUGUACCACCUUCCGAAAUGCGCAAAAUCUCCACCCCCUUUGCGCUGGCCGCAUCGGCCCCUCCCAAAGAUAUCCCCCGUGAGCCGCUAUGGGCAAGACUACUCGGUAUCCGAUCCGUGCGCGACAUGGGCAUCUUGACCACCUCUCCAUCAGGCCUAGCAGACACCACCACCGUCCACCGCAGCAGUACCCUGAUGCCUGAGUUCUACGGACCCCGGUUCUACUUCAGACAAUUCCUUCGCGCCAGGAACGCUUUCACCGGAAUCCUCUGGCACUAUACGUUCCUGUUCGCUAUUACGGCUCUACUUCUGCCUCCGGUUCGCACCCUCGUCCGGAAGUACAUCUACACUCCUGGUACUGGUCCUACCCUCGAGGAUUCCGUCAACGACUUCGUCGAGUACCGCGCCGUCGCGACUGCGGACCAGGAUACCCUCACGCCUCAGCGCGUGCUGGGCAAGUUGAGAUACCAGGGUACUAUGUACGAGUUCACUGGGUUGAGUCUGGCUGAGGCAGCCAUGACGAUUCUUGAGAAUGAGGAGAAGGUGAAGAAGGUGUCUCGUUGUGGGAUCGUCACUACUGCUACUUUGGGUCAGGAGUUCAUUGAUCGUUGGGAUAAGGUCGGGUGUCAUAUUGAGACUCAGAUCGUGGAUAAUUGAUUUACUUGUGGUUUUGGCCGAUUGACGAAUUCUCAA
Messenger RNA from Aspergillus eucalypticola CBS 122712, 1320 nucleotides. RefSeq lists its product as uncharacterized. NCBI's taxonomy places the organism in Eukaryota, Fungi, Ascomycota, Eurotiomycetes, Eurotiales, Aspergillaceae. The record is from RefSeq and is a predicted model, not a curated record. The transcript is spliced from 5 exons. Bases 40 to 1284 code for a protein of 414 amino acids. Gene Ontology annotation, biological process: glycolipid biosynthetic process. Gene Ontology annotation, cellular component: lipid droplet; plasma membrane; mitochondrion.